UCUAGAUUUGAGAGCUUUUAGACGGCCGCGUUUUGCCAUGGCACAAGCGUCAAAGACGGUGAAGCGUGGUGGGAAUCAGGUGCCUCCGCCGGCUCCCGCUCAGGAUGCUUCGGACAGUGAGAUGUCCGAAGAGAGCUUUGAGUUGGAAUUGGUGGAUAGCUCCUUUAUCCCGGAAUACAUGAACCAGGAGUAUCCUAUCCCGAGAGGAGUGGACAGCUUUGAACAUUGGGGCCAGACUUUGGUGACAAUGCCCAAAUUCAAGGCACAGAAAUGGAGCUUCCAGGAGAUCGCCGGCCACGGGUUGAAGGAUGCUGUGGUCAAGAAAUACCUCCGAUGGAUCAUUGCUACCUAUGGUUCUUCCAUGGAGACCAAGAAGGACAAGAAGGGUCGCUUGGUCUAUAAGCAUGAACCUGGAUCUCAAGCCACAGAUUUGGCUUACUAUUUGGGAGCUUGCGACUGGAAGCAGCUUGCCUCACUGAGUGAGGCAGGAUACAAUCGGCAGUUCAAGUGAGAACUUCUUCAUUGCCGCACUUUGAGCGAAGGUGGGUGUGAAAGGGUC
Molecule: messenger RNA, 559 nt
Organism: Durusdinium trenchii
Lineage: Eukaryota; Dinophyceae; Suessiales; Symbiodiniaceae
Source: the annotation of a GenBank genome assembly